GAGCGGAAAACGUCCGCUCUAUGUGACGAUGGAGAUUCUAUGAUUCUUGCACUCGGGAUUUCCCCUUGCAGAAAGAGGUUCGACCAUAGAGAUGGCGGAGGCCGCCCGUGUGUUCGAGGGCCUUCGGCAGGAGCUGGUCACCGCCUUGAUCCGGAAUCCUUCCGAACAAAACGCCGAAUCUUUGCAGCGCCUGGUGGAAGCGCCCUUGCCUCCGGCCCAGAAGUACCUGCAGAUCGACGUCAAGGGCAUUUUGCGAGCCAACGUCAAGGAGCAGUUCCAGGUGGAUCUCCGCAUGAUCUCCACCGCCUUCCAGAUCCUGGAGAAAUACGGGCGUAACCUUCUGCAUCCUCGUAAACCUUAUUUCUGGAGAAUGGUCAAAUUUAACAAUCCGGUUUUCCGGGAUACGGUGGACACUAUCCAGGGCGGACGGGACGUCCUCCGGCUGUACGGCUAUUCGGAACAGAAGGCCGAUGGGCUUUAUUUCCCAGAAUCUCAGCUCGAGCCGGAUAUUCCUCAAGUGGCAUCCGUCACCGUAGACGUCAUGCUCCUUCGUGCGGAGCUGACCCUUGUCCUCUCGGAAACGCACCCCAACCCUAAGCUGUUGCAAGAAUUAAUGGACCAGGGCUUACAGGUCAACAAGCUUGCCGAUGCUGGAUCCCCGAAUCCACUUUUAGCCAUGAUUCACGCAGGAAAUCUGCCACCGGACACCUGCCUCCUUUGUGGUUUAGAAGCCCCGUCGCAGCACUGUGCGGCUUGCAAUCAGAGUUUGUGUCCUAACUGCGAUUGGCUGUUUCAUAAACAUCCUUCUCGGACGCAUCACCAUCGGGUGCCCAUGAAGAACCCUAGCAGAGCGUGGCAGAGCCCCCCACCGCCCCCCAACCCCAGCCUCUCUAGCAUCCCCUCGGAAACGACUUCUCUGCGGCCCCCCAGCCUCCCCCCACUCUCAUCCUCCCACACCAUCCCCAGUCCGCGCCCUCCCUGGCGCUGCGCAGCGUGUCAGAAGAACAAUGACGCCUCCUCCAUCCUCUGCAUAAAUUGCGACCGGCCUCGGGGCUGCAAGACCCCCCAGAACCUCGGCCUGGACGACGAGCUGACCAACCAAGGCCAGCUGGCCAGAGGACGUUGGUCCUGCCAAACCUGCACCUUUCAGAACGAGUCGGCCACCGUCCUGUGUGCCGUGUGUGAGAGGCCGCGCCUAGCUGGGAGACCGGGCACCGGCGACGCCAAGCCCUUGAUAGCCUGGGGGGAGGAGAGUGGACCCCAGCAGGAAGAUGCCCCCAGCUGGCAGUGUGAACACUGCACUUUCCGCAACACCGUCGCCCGACGGAUCUGUGAGAUGUGCAACUGUACCAGCCUGCACGGCGAUCCCCAGCCCUCCCACGCCCGGACCGAGAAGGAGGAGGUGGGCAGGAUGAAGCGGCAGGUGGUGGAAGCCCCCGCGGAGCCCCAGGAUCUGUCGAGAGCCCCGUCCGUCUCGCCCGAGGAGGUGGAGCAACAGAGGCAGGAGAAGCUGCGGGACGACGGGCAGAAGAUGGUGGCCAUGAUCAGGGAGGCGGAAACUGUGGGCGUAGCCCCCGAAAUGGUGGCGGCCGCCUUGUGCUACUCGGGAGCUGAGCUGCCCCUGGCCUGGCUGAAAUCGGAGCUGCCCUGCGUCCUGGAAGGUAUGGCAGAACUGGCCACUCAGCGAGGCGAGGAAGAGCCCGACGGCGGUCUGGGUGCCAUAACGCUCCAGGAAGUCCAAACCGCGUGGGUGGCCAGCCGGGGCGACGUAGAUGACGCCGUCGGCAGAUGCCUCAGUGCCCGUCGGAGCAAGGUGAGAGAGCUGAAGUGCCUGGGCUUCGAAGAGCGGGGCCCUGUAUUACAGGCCCUGUACGAGAACAACGGCGACUUAUGGCGGGCUCUGGUGCAGCUGCAGCGUGCCCGUCUGGCACCUUUCCACCAGCGGCUGUGGGAGAGCGAAGACCCUCCGCUGGACUUCCAGAGCGCCGACCGACAGGCGCUGCUGCGGCGUCUCCUGGCCUCGCUGUCUCUACCCAGCUGGGGCCGGGCCGAGCUGGUGGUCUCGUUGAUGCUCGAGCAGUCGAACGAAGGUUGGGAGCUGUCGGACAUCGUGGAAGCCGUCAAGGCCUCCCCGAACCGCGACUUCAUCAAACGCUUGCUCAGCUGGGAGUGCGCCGUCUGCAGCCUGGCCUUGCCGCGGAACAAGAUGCAGUCACUAACGUCGUGCGAGUGUACGAUUUGCCCCGAGUGUUUUGCUUUGCACUUCACCAUCGCCGUAAAAGAGAAACACAUCACGGAUUUGGUGUGUCCAGCUUGCUCCGAGCCGGAAAUCAGCGACGAGACCGAACUUCUAAAUUAUUUUUCUACUCUUGAUAUCCAGUUGCGAGGUUGCCUGGAUCAAGAGACGUACGACCUCUUCCAUAAGAAGCUGACCGAACACGUACUUAUGCAGGACCCCAAGUUUCAGUGGUGCACCCACUGCUCUUUCGGUUUCAUUUACGAAUCGGAGCAGCUGGAAGCCAAAUGCCCUCAGUGCCGCAAAAGUUUCUGCGUCCAGUGCAAACGCCAGUGGGAACCCCAGCAUCAGGGCCUGAGCUGCGAAGCGUUCCUGGAUUGGAAGCGAACCAACGACCCCGAAUACCAGGCGCAGGGCCUAGCGAUGUAUCUCCAAGAGAACGGCAUCGCUUGUCCCAAAUGCAAGUUCUCGUACGCCUUGGCUCGAGGGGGAUGCAUGCACUUCCAGUGUUCCCAGUGCAGACACCAUUUCUGCAGUGGUUGUUACGGGACGUUCUACGCCUCAAACAAAUGCCCGAUACCGCACUGCCCGAUCCGGCGGUCCCUCCACGGCCAUCAUCCGCGCGACUGUCUCUUCUACCUGCGGGAUUGGGCUGUGCCACGUCUGCAGAAGCUCCUCCAGGAUAACAACAUUGCCUUUAAUACAGACCCUCCAGCGGGGACUCGGGCCACUCCCGGAGGUGGAUGUCGGGUUAUGGAGCAGAAAGAAACUCUGGACGGCUUGAAGGAUGAACCGUGCGGCAAAGAUACCCCGGCCGGAUAUGCCGGCCUUUGCGAGGCUCACUACAAGGAAUACCUAGUCAGUCUGAUCAACAGCCACGCUCUGGAUCCCGCCGUCUUCUACACCUUGCAGGAGGCAGAGAUCGUAUGCCGGAGACACCUCACCGUGGCCCAGCUGCUCCCAGGGGACACAGAGGACGAGGAAGCGUAUCGCAGGCGCCUGAUCCAGGUUCUAAGGGACGAAGUUCCUAUUGACCUGGAGAUCCCGCGGAGACGGAAGUAGACCGAGAAGAUCACCCAUACGAGAAGGGAGAAGCUGCGAGGAGCUUCCAAACGGAUGGAGAAGAAGACAUGUUGGGUUUUGAGAAUUGUCCUUUCUGGUUGAUUGUUCAUAUAGUGGGGCCUCCUGAGAUACAGUCCUAAAGCCCUCCUUGCUCUAACCACUAGGUUGCCUUUAAGGAUUGUGUUGUUCUACACCUUGUUUCUUCUGUCUUGUGUGAUACACAACCAGAGGUCUCCUCAUUGGGACCAGUUAGAAUAUGGGUGUCUGUGGCAAUUUUAAGAUUUGUGGACUUCAACUCCCAGAAUUCCCCAGCCAGAGAAUUCUGGGGGAACUCAAGAAGAGUCUCUCUCUGGGGAAUUCUGGGAGUUGAAGUCCACAACAAAUCUUAAAAGUUAACAAGAUCGGGCCUCCCUGAAAAACAAAGAAAUUUAGAGUUUGUCCUAACACUGUUCAACAAGUUUUUGAUUUUAAUCUUAAUGGAUUUGUGGGUUAGGGGAAAAAAAAAAUUUGCUGGUGUGCGGAAUGGAUGCUUUACUUCCAUUGAAAGUUCCUUGUUUUCGAUUUUAAUUCCAUUUAUUCUUUGGUUUUUAAUCCCAUUUUGUUCUUUCAGCCGGCAUGUCUCCCGGAAGUGCAUCGGUCUGAAUAAAAUUUAUUUUGUUAAAUGAGA
Messenger RNA from Pantherophis guttatus, 3965 nucleotides. It is a transcript of the gene RNF31, whose product is annotated as ring finger protein 31. The record is from RefSeq and is a predicted model, not a curated record. Gene Ontology annotation, biological process: protein linear polyubiquitination. Gene Ontology annotation, cellular component: LUBAC complex. NCBI's taxonomy places the organism in Eukaryota, Metazoa, Chordata, Lepidosauria, Squamata, Colubridae. Gene Ontology annotation, molecular function: linear polyubiquitin binding; K48-linked polyubiquitin modification-dependent protein binding; zinc ion binding.